AUGUCGCGCCGCACACAAUUGUCCACCAAAUACCUGUUUCAAGUGAUGGCGCAGCUGUCGGAGAAUUUCAUCUUUAUUUAUCUCGGUCUGGAUUUGUUCGUCGAGCCCAAUCUUCAGUUCAACCCGCUGUUUAUCCUUGUGGCGGUUUUCGGCAUCUGUCUCGCACGCUACCUCGCCGUUUUCCCGCUCUCAAAGGCGAUUAAUUGGUUCAUCCGGUACCGUGCGCGGCGCCGGGGAGUGGAAGUUGCAGACGAGUUGCCCUUCGCCUACCAGGCAAUGCUUUUCUGGGCUGGUCUGCGCGGUGCUGUCGGCGUUGCGCUUGCGGCGGGUCUCUCCGGUGUCAACGCGGCGUCGCUACGGGCCACCGUUCUCGUUGUCGUCGUGCUUACUGUCAUUGUCUUUGGAGGCACCACGGCUCGCAUGCUGGAGAUCAUGGGUAUUCGGACUGGUGUUAUCGAGGAGCUUGAUUCAGACGAUGAGUUCGAUAUCGAGGUCACCAACGGCGGUACCUACUAUAAGCGGUCUGACACCGGUCUCGGCUAUACACCGCGGUAUGGAGAGGCAAACAUUCCUCUCGACGGCGUCGGUGGUGGACCACGCGCCGACCUGGGCGAUCGCGCACACAGCUACUCGAGCGGGAACAAUCGCCGUCCGAGCCCGCCUCACACUCACACGCGCAUGUACUCCACAGCCUACAGUCCCAAAGAUGCACAGGCACGACGCGAUCACUCCUCCACCGCAACCCUGCUCAAUAACGGGAAUGCCGGACCCAGCUCCGGCAGCGCGAGCGACGAUGAAUUCGGCCUGCCACCAGCCGGCAAGAAGAGCAGUCAGCCCACCCAUCCAGACGAGUUCGACCUCGACCUCGAGGGCAUCUCCGACGACGACCUACCGCCCGCUGCCCAUGCAGCGCCCACUUCAUCUCGCAUGCGCCGCUCAGCCUCGCAGGCUAGCCAGCACUCACAUCUUCCUUCCCCUCACAAUGCUGCCACCCCAUCCAGCGUCUCGCCCUCGCGCCAGCCAGCCCUGAGUGCCCGAGAAGCUCUCCGGGAUUUGUUCUCCGGCGGCGCAAGCGGCGACCACGCCGCGUGGUUCCGCCAAAUCGACGAGGACUAUAUCAAGCCCAAGCUCCUACUCGACCAAUCGAAUCACAAGGGCCCGGGUCCGGGAGCUGUUUGA
Penicillium riverlandense is the source of this 1179-nucleotide messenger RNA. Its product is annotated as Sodium/hydrogen exchanger. Gene Ontology annotation, biological process: proton transmembrane transport; vacuolar acidification. Lineage: Eukaryota; Fungi; Ascomycota; Eurotiomycetes; Eurotiales; Aspergillaceae. The record is from RefSeq and is a predicted model, not a curated record. The transcript has a single exon. Gene Ontology annotation, cellular component: early endosome; late endosome; fungal-type vacuole membrane. Gene Ontology annotation, molecular function: sodium:proton antiporter activity. Bases 1 to 1179 code for a protein of 392 amino acids.